Molecule: messenger RNA, 1335 nt
Organism: Drosophila elegans
Lineage: Eukaryota; Metazoa; Arthropoda; Insecta; Diptera; Drosophilidae
Gene: grass
Product: serine protease grass
Exons: 6
Coding region: 110-1246 (378 amino acids)
Biological process (GO): proteolysis
Molecular function (GO): serine-type endopeptidase activity
Source: RefSeq, a predicted model, not a curated record
UCUUCCAGUCGAGCUUGGAGCGUCUGUUUGCCCAGAAUACCACAUUCGUCGCACUACAGGUUCCGAUCGCACCACUGUCCAGAUCAGCUAUCUCAGCGAGCUCAGCGAGAUGAUAGGCAGCUGCCCCGCCCUCGCCCUCCUAUAUGGCAUUGCCCUCGUGGCGUCGAUGGGCGUGCAAUCUGCCCGAGCAGCCUACGCCGACGACUGCACGAGUCCGGGUGGCGAACAGGGUCGGUGCAUGCCCUUCUCCUCCUGCCGGAACAUCGAGGAGCGGCUCACGGAGGCCCAGAAGUCCGGACAGAAGGUGCCAGCCGACUACGCCAGCUAUCUGCAGAAGGCCUCCUGCGGCGAGUUCAAUGGAGUGCGGCAUUUUUGCUGUGCUGCCGCCCAGAUCCAGCACAAUUCCAAGGUAAUGACCCUUUUUAAGGACGAGAACUUCGACUGCGGCAACUUCCUCAGCCAGCGGGUGGCCAAUGGAUACGAGGUGAAGCUCUCCUCCAGACCCUGGAUGGCCCUGCUCCGUUACCAGCAGUUUGGCGAGUCGCGUUUCCUUUGCGGCGGAGCCCUCAUCUCUGAGCGCUAUAUCCUGACUGCUGCCCACUGUGUCCACGGACUCCAAAAUGAUCUCUACGAGAUCCGCCUGGGUGAGCAUCGCAUCUCCACAGACGAGGACUGCCGGCAGCAGGGACGCAAGAAGAAGUGUGCCCCGCCAGUUGUGGAUGUGGGCAUUGAGAAGCAUCUGAUCCAUGAGCAGUACGAUUCCCGUCACAUCAUGAACGACAUAGCACUGCUGCGCCUGAACAGAAGCGUUCCCUUUCAGAAACACAUCAAACCCAUUUGCCUGCCCAUCACGGAUGAGCUGAAGCAGCAGGCGGAGCAGAUUAAUACCUUCUUCGUGACUGGCUGGGGCACCACGGAGAAUGGCUCCUCGUCGGAUGUGCUGCUCCAGGCGAAUGUGCCCCUGCAGCCGCGAUCCUCCUGCUCCCAGGCGUAUCGGAGGGCAGUGCCCUCCAGCCAGCUGUGUGUGGGCGGUGGCGACCUUCAGGACUCCUGCAAGGGUGACUCCGGCGGACCACUCCAAGCUCCAGCCCGCUAUUUGGGUGAGUUCGCCCAGAAAAUGGUGGAGUUUGGAAUCGUGAGCCAGGGCGUUGUUUCCUGCGGACAGAUCAGCCUACCGGGUCUAUACACCAAUGUCGGCGAGUACGUCCAGUGGAUCACGGACACCAUGGCCAGCAAUGGCCUGUGAGGAGGGUCACCGUUUGUCAACAGUUUCUAGAGUGUAUCUUAGCGAUUAGUCAAACCCAAAUAUAUAUUAUACACAUAUUUGUAAACUCA